Molecule: messenger RNA, 2550 nt
Organism: Myxocyprinus asiaticus (Chinese sucker)
Lineage: Eukaryota; Metazoa; Chordata; Actinopteri; Cypriniformes; Catostomidae
Product: E3 ubiquitin-protein ligase makorin-2-like
Exons: 8
Coding region: 926-2179 (417 amino acids)
Biological process (GO): protein polyubiquitination
Molecular function (GO): ubiquitin protein ligase activity; metal ion binding
Source: RefSeq, a predicted model, not a curated record
AGAGGUUCUAAAUUGGGGAAAGGAGAUAAAAAAUAAAAUACACAAUUAUUGCACAGGGACAGAAUUACAUAAAAAGUAAUAUUUUAUAUAAUUUAUGAAACCCAGACAACACCACCAAUUAUAUUACAUUAUGCAAUAGCCUAUGUGUGGAGUUUACUAUUUUUCGACAGGUAGGUGUCAGUUUACGUCUCUCCCAAAUCAUUUGUACGGUAUCCGCAAAUGGUGACUUACUGUCGUAAGCUAGUUACAUGCUAGUUGACAUUUAAACUCUCACCUAUGGUAAAACGCGGAGGUUGUUAUCUCAGUAUAGCAGAUGCACAGAUUAUUUUAUUUUAUUUGAUAACAACCUCCACAGAAAAGAGUGUAGCGGUCUACUAACGUGUUACGACAGUAAGUCACCGUUUGCGGAUACCAUACAAAUGAAUCGCGAUGGGAGAAAGGUGCCUGUGGUUGUUCCUUGCAGGGUACUCAUCCAUACAGACUCCAUAUGGUUUGGAUUACGGUGGUGGCGGGGUUAGGGCAUCUGCUGCUUCCCAGGAACAAACUGAGGCCCCUUUGUACAAUGGGCCAGAUUAAUGGGGAGUUAGGCACAAAAUCGUCCAAGCGUUCUCUUAUAAAAUGCAAUUUUAUUGUAGUAAACUCCACACAUAGUUAAUUCCAAAAGGAUUGUUUAGUGUAAAACAUGUUGAAGAUUAGCGGACAAGCGGUCAAUUCAUUAAAGGUAUAUGCCAGGUUCAAUAUAAAUUAAGCUCAAUCGACACCCUCCUUUUCUUAAAAAUAAAAAAAUGGAGGUUACAGUGAGGCACUUACAAUGACGGAACCGAUGAGUCGCUUCGUUGAGAUCUAGUCGGAUAUAUUUUCAGGCUGCACAAAAUUGUGUAGACAGGAACAUUAAUAUCACAUUGAUGUCACCACGGGAUAAGGCAUGUCAACGAAACAAGUGACCUGCAGAUAUUUCCUCCAUGGUGUUUGUAGGGAGGGCAGCAGAUGCAUGUUCUCUCAUGAUCUGACCACAAGCAAACCUUCAACUAUCUGCAAAUACUACCAGAGAGGAGUUUGUGCCUAUGGAGACAGGUGCAGCUUACCAUGUCUUUGUAUUAGAUAUGACCAUAUCAAACCUGGUCGUGGCAGCGGUCCAUCAACAGACCACCCUAACCGAGCCAGCAGUGUAGAAGCACCAGUGCCAGGACCUGGACCCCCACCAAAACAUGUAAAAAAAACACUAGUGUUGAGAGACAAAGCUCUGGGCUGUGAUAGUAGAGUUCGGGCUUACAGUGGUGAAAGCACGGAGGUUGGGGAUUGCUGGGACUACAGGGACAACAAAGCUAGCAGCAAAAGUCAUACUUACCUGGAUGCCAUCCGCUCCGGGCUCGAGAGUUCAGCCACUGCCAGCCCUUAUCCAGACAUGAGUCAACAGCCUCAGCUGUGCCCUUACAUGGCGGCAGGCCAGUGUCAUUAUGGCGACAGGUGCCCAUAUCUCCACGGCGAUAUGUGCGAAAUAUGUCGGCUGCAAGUUUUGCAUCCACAUGACCCUGAACAAAGGGCAGCACAUGAAAAGGUGUGUAUGAUGGCAUUUGAGAUGGACAUGGAAAGAGCGUUUGCAGUGCAACAGAGUCAGGAUAAGGUCUGCAGUAUCUGUAUGGAGGUGGUGUAUGAGAAAGCAUCUCCAUCUGAGCAACGGUUCGGCAUCCUGUCCAGCUGCUGUCACACGUACUGCUUGAGCUGCAUCCGUCAGUGGCGCUGCGUCGAGCAGUUCAAGAACCAGAUCAGAAAGUCUUGUCCUCAGUGCCGUGUGGUAUCAGAGUUUGUCAUACCCAGUAUGUACUGGGUGGAAGACCAGGAGGAGAAGAACAGACUCAUUGAGGAAUUCAAGUCUGGAGUCAGUAAGAAGCCGUGUAAAUACUUUGAUCAGGGCAGAGGCACAUGCCCGUUUGGAGGAAAGUGUUUUUACAUGCAUGCUUACCCUGAUGGGGUGCGAGCAGAGCCCGACAAACCUCGCAAACAACUCAGCGCAGAGGGUAACAUUCGGUUUCUUAACUCAGUGCAUCUGUGGGACUUCAUUAAUGAGCGUGAGCAUCGUGGGGUGCCUGGGUAUGAAGAUGAGGUCAGUGAACUGGGUGAACUCUUCAUGCAGCUCUCAGGGGCCAGAGAUGAGAGCUCCACCUCUACAUCACAUUGAUCACAUGAAACACGCAUUUGCCUCUUUCAUAUCUUAGGUAAUGUGUAAAAUAUCUGGCCAAUAAAAAUUUAUUAGCAGGCAAGCGUUUCAUGUUUACAUUUGAGAUGAUUUCCUCAGAAGACAUGUCAUCAAGUGGUGCGUUUUUGUGUGGAAGCAUAUAUUACAUCUGUAUGAGAAACUACUGUAUAUAAAACACCUGUAUCAUGUGUAGGCUGCUAUAUUCUCCUCACCUGCAUUAGGAUGUUGCCAGGUUGAACUGAUUUUUUAAUGCAAUGCCCGAAGAGGAAUGUAUCCUAAAAGAAAAAUCUUGUGUAUGAAGUGUAAUAAAUAAAUAUUGUACAAAAUUAAAAUAAAAUAAAUUGUUGCACUUA